Molecule: messenger RNA, 11253 nt
Organism: Anguilla rostrata (American eel)
Lineage: Eukaryota; Metazoa; Chordata; Actinopteri; Anguilliformes; Anguillidae
Gene: helz
Product: helicase with zinc finger
Exons: 31
Coding region: 179-6034 (1951 amino acids)
Biological process (GO): regulatory ncRNA-mediated post-transcriptional gene silencing
Cellular component (GO): cytosol; P granule
Molecular function (GO): metal ion binding; helicase activity
Source: RefSeq, a predicted model, not a curated record
ACUUUAUGUUUGUAAAGUUAAUUGGAGUUAAUGGUUAGUUAGAACCACAAAUCGAACCAAUCUGUGUGGUAACUUAACUAUGGAGCAGAAAUAGUGUAUCCCGUGAUUCUUUGCUGAAGGCUGACAAGUGGAUCCAAGAUGGCGUAGAAAGUAAAGCUAGAAGUUCUGUCCCUAAGUCAUGGCGGACAGGAGGCCAGAGAAGUCAUGUGAAGAGGCCAGUGAAUCGUUAGCCAGGCGGGAGUACGAGGCGGUGGUGAGCCACUGCACGGAGGCGCUCCUCCUGCUCGGCCUUCAGCCCCCCGGUCCCCGCGCAGUGCCCCUCCGCAGUCGGGCCCUGCUGUACCGGAUCGCCGCCCUUCUGCAGCUGAAGAACUAUGAUCAAGCAGAUGAAGACUGUAAGCAUGUGCUGGCGGAGGACAUGUCCGAGGCAGACGGGUCCUUCCAGGCGGGGCUGCACAGCAUGCUGCUGGACGGCAGUCUGCGGGAAGUCUCCGCCAUUCUGUCCAGGGCGCUGUUCGGGGAGCCGCUGAAUGGGAUCGUAACGAAGGAUUUGACCAGACUGAAAAUGCUGCUCUCUGAAAUUGAGGCAGUAAGUAGCAAGAUGGCUUCGGAAUACACAGAAGACACCGAGGAAGGUGAGGCAUGUGUGGAAGGUGAGGAAGAUGUCCAAGAUGGCUGGCAGUUCCGCCCCCCUCCCCGAGGGGUCACCAGUAGUGAAGAGUACACGUUGUGUAAAAGGUUCCUGGAGCAGGGCCUGUGCAGGUACGGGGCCCAGUGCACCUCCGCGCACUCUCAGGAGGAGCUGACGGAGUGGCAGCAGCGCUACGCCUCCCGGCUCAUCCGCCUCAAGCAGCAGCAGGAGAGCAAGCACUUCACCGAGAACUACAUGGAGGCGCUCAUCGAGAAGUGGAUGAACUCCCUCUCCCCGGAGAAAGUGUUGAGUGACUAUUUGGACGGUGUGAAUGUGGAACACAGCUCCGACCUGUCGGUGACGGUCACCUCCAAGAAAUCAUCUCACUCCUGGACGUUCUCGCUCCUAUGCAAGCCCGCCCGGACGCUGUACCGCAUCGCCCUGCUGUACGACGCCCACCGGCCCCACUUCGCCAUCACGGCGGUGUCGGCGGGCGACGCCUCCGCCCAGCUGCUGCAGGAGGUGCCGGGCGGCUGCCAGGAGUGGACCGGGGACGGCGGCGCCCAGAACGGCAUGGACCACUGCCUCUACAAGGUGGCGGUGGGCUUCAGCACCGAGAUCUUCGGCACCUUCCGGCAGACCAUCGUCUUCGACUUCGGCUCGGAGCCCGUGCUGAUGCAGAGGGUCAUGGUGGACGCCGCCUCCAUCGAGGACCUGGAGCACCUGAAGCAGGCGCGGCAGCAGCUGCUGAUGACGGCCAAGCGCUGGGACUCGUCCUGCAAGACCAUCGUGGAGUUCGGGCCCAACGAGACCAUGGAGCUGGAGCGCGGCCUGCUGGCCCGCUACCAGAUCCCGCUCUCGGCCGACCAGCUCUUCACCCAGUCCGUCCUGGACAAGACGCUGACCCGGGAGAACUACCAGGCCCGGCUGCACGACCUGCUCUACAUCGAGGAGAUCGCCCAGUACAAGGAAGUCAGCAAGUUCAACAUCAAGGUGAACCUCCAGCUGGUGACCAGCUUCAUGCUGACGGGCAUCUCGGGCGGCGCCAAGUACGCCCAGAACGGGCAGCUGUUCGGCCGCUUCAAGCUGACGGAGACGCUGUCGGAGGACACGCUGGCCGGCCGGCUGGUCAUGACCAAGGUCAACUCGGUCCUGCUGCUGCCGCUGCAGCGCGAGUGGUCCAGCCAGCCGCCCGGCGUCAAGGAGCGCGUCUACGAGGGCCUGAUCGAGGAGAAGACCAAGGACUACAUCUUCCUGCGCAUCUGCAAGGACUGCUGCGACGAGCUGUGCCUGCAGCCGGACAGGGAACUGCAGGUGGAGCUGCAGUUCCAGCUGAACCGCCUGCCGCUCUGCGAAAUGCACUACGCCCUGGACCGCGUCAAGGACAACGGCAUCCUGUUCCCCGACGUCAGCCUCACCCCGACCAUCCCCUGGAGCCCCAACAGGCAGUGGGACGAGCAGCUGGACCCGCGGCUCAACGCCAAGCAGAAGGAGGCCAUCCUGGCCAUCACCACGCCCCUGUCCAUCCAGCUGCCCCCCGUGCUCAUCAUCGGGCCCUACGGCACGGGCAAGACCUUCACGCUGGCACAGGCGGUCAAGCACAUCCUCAAGCAGCCAGACAGCAGGGUCCUCAUUUGUACCCACUCCAACAGCGCUGCUGAUCUGUACAUAAAGGAUUACCUUCACCCGUACGUGGAAGCAGGCAAUCCCCACGCUCGGCCUCUCAGGGUUUACUUCCGGAACCGGUGGGUGAAGACGGUGCACCCCUUGGUGCAGCAGUACUGCCUGAUCUCCAGCACGCAGUUCACCUUCCAGAUGCCGGAGCGGGAGGACAUCCUCAAGCACAGGGUGGUGGUGGUGACCCUCAGCACCUCCCAGUACCUGUGCCAGCUGGACCUGGAGCCCGGCCUGUUCUCCCACAUCCUGCUGGACGAGGCGGCCCAGGCCAUGGAGUGCGAGACCAUCAUGCCGUUCGCCCUGGCCAGCAGGAGCACCCGGAUCGUCCUGGCGGGAGACCACAUGCAGCUCAGCCCCUUCGUGUACAGCGAGUUCGCCCGGGAGAGGAACCUGCACGUGUCGCUGCUGGACCGGCUGUACGAGCACUACCCGGCCGAGUACCCCUGCCGCAUCCUGCUGUGCGAGAACUACCGCUCCCACGAGGCCAUCAUCAAUUACACGUCGGAGCUGUUCUACGAUGGCAAGCUGAUGGCCAGCGGGAAGCAGCCCUCACACAAGGACUUCUACCCCCUGACCUUCUUCACUGCGAGGGGGGAGGACGUGCAGGAGAAGAACAGCACCGCCUACUACAACAACGCCGAGGUGUUUGAGAUCGUGGAGCGGGUGGAGGAGAUGCGGAAGAAGUGGCCGGUGGCCUGGGGCAAGCUGGACGAGGGCAGCAUCGGGGUGGUGUCCCCCUACGCCGACCAGGUGUUCCGCAUCCGCGCCGAGCUGCGCAAGAAGAGGAUGCCCGAAGUGAGCGUGGAGCGGGUGCUCAACGUGCAGGGUAAGCAGUUCCGGGUGCUCUUCCUGAGCACGGUGCGCACCCGCCACACCUGCAAGCACAAGCAGACCGCCAUCAAGAGGAAGGAGCAGCUGGUGGAGGACUCCACGGAGGACCUGGACUACGGCUUCCUGUCCAACUACAAGCUGCUCAACACGGCCAUCACCCGCGCCCAGUCCCUGGUGGCCGUGGUGGGGGACCCCAUCGCCCUCUGCUCCGUGGGCCGCUGCAGGAAGUUCUGGGAGCGGUUCAUCUCCAUCUGCCACGAGAACAGCAGCCUGCACGGGAUCACCUUCGAGCAGAUCAAGGCGCAGCUGGAGGCCCUGGAGCUGAAGAAGACCUACGUGCUCAACCCCCUGGCCCCCGAGUUCAUCCCACGGGCCCUUCGGCCCCAGCACCCCCAGGGCUUCAGCAAGCAGCAGGGGUCCCCCCCGAAGGGCAAAGGGCAGCACGCGAACCAGGCCGAGCACUUUCCACCGGAGGGAUUCGUCCAGCCCAACCCGGCCGUGCUGAUGGGCCAGCCCAUCCGCGCCUUCACGCCGCCCCUGGGGGGCACCCCGGCCCUGGGGGGCAAGUCCCCCAGCCCCGUGCAGAGGAUCGACCCCCACACGGGCGCCAGCAUCCUGUACGUGCCCGCGGUGUACGGGGGGAACAUGGUCAUGUCCGUGCCUUUGCCCUUACCCUGGCCCAGCUAUCAGGGGCGUUUCGCCGUGGACCCGCGCAUCAUGAGCCACCCGGCGGCCGUGGCCUACAACAUGAACCUCCUGCAGGCCCACAGCCGCGGCUCGCCCGUCCCCUACGGCGUCAGCCACCCCUCCCCCCUGGGCGUGGGCCAGCAGACCAGCCCCGACAAGGAGCUGCUCCCGGAAGCCAGCAGAAACGGGAAGAUGGACGGCGGUGGGAAACCGGAGCAGAGCCGACUGCAGACGCCGGAGAGGAAGGCCCCCGACCUGAAAGGGAAACAGGGAGAGCCUGACCCGGGACAGAACCGGAGCCCCGAGUCCCAGGAUGCACUGGGCUUCCCCGGCGCCCGGCUCCACAGGAAGGACAAUCCCGGCCAGAGGCCCCUCAACUUCCACCUGGCCCCUCCGAACCCGGCCAUGGCCCCCCACCCCAACAGCAGACAGUUCCCGCACCAACAGUACCCCAUGCCCCGCCCCCCGUUCAGGGUCCCGCCGCAGCAGCAGCAGCAGCAGGGCGGCCUGCCUCCGCAGCACCUGGGGCAGAUGCAGCAGCUGGCCUCGCAGUCGCAUGCGCAGCAUGCGCAGCAGCAGCCCUCGGCCCAGCUCUCCCCGGCCUUCCCCGUGGGGAACCCCUCUUUCUUCCACGCCCCGCCCCACGGCAGGGCCCUGCAGUCCCCCGGCCUGGAGGCCAUGUCCGCGGAGGGCCCCGCGGCCGGCAUGAUGGCGGAGGAGGCCGGCGGGCCCCUCAGGCCCCUCCCCCAGCAGCUGGGCCACCAGCCGCACCCCCAGCCCAUGCCGCAGCCCAAUCGCAUCAACAGCUUCGCCGAGGACCACCCCGAGGCGGCGAUGGGGGAGGGGCUCGACAUCCAGGAGGCCCUCAGCCAGCAGGCCCGGCUCAGCCAGUGGAGCGAACACAACCACCUGCUGCAGGGCGGGGUGGCCUUCCCCCUGCCCCAGCACCUGGCGCACCUGGCCCAGCCGGGCCUGCGCUUCCCCCCGCAGCUGCUGCGCCCCAACUGGAGGAUGGGCGCCGGCGGCCAGGACGAAGCCGGCCCGCCGUUCCCCAGGUUCCCAGGCCUGCUGCGGGAGAUGGGCCCCCAGGAGCAGGGUGAGCAGCGGGACCCGUCGGAGAUGCCCCCGCCCCAGUCCCGCCUCCUGCAGUACCGGCAGGUGCCCCAGGACCUGCCCCCCCCCUCUGCCAGCCCCAGCCACGGGCCGACCCCCCAGGACGGCGGGCGCGAGCUCGAGAUGAUCAACAGCCCCGCCUACCAGCAGCAGCAGCAGCAGCAGCAGCAGCACCCCGCCUCCCAGAUGUACGGCCCCGCCUUCCCCCACGCCCCCGGACACUCCACCCCGCCCCCCGUCAAGUACCUGCUGUCGGACGGCCAGUGGGCCCACGGCGGCCUGCCGCCGGGCCACAUGCUGGGCCAGGGCUUCCCGUUCGGCGUGCCCGUGCUGGCCCACCGGCAGGAGCAGCUGCACCUCCUGCAGCUCCAGCAGCAGCAGCAGCAGCAGCAGAAGUCCCUGCAGCAGCAGCAGCAGCAGCAGCAGCAGCAGCAGCCCCCCAUCCCGGGACAGGAGAGCUACCACCCGCUGUCCCCUCGAACCAUGGCCGCCUCCUCCCUGCAGAACGUAGAAGAGUAUGAACCCAGAGGGCCUGGCAGGCCGCUCUACCAGCGUAGGAUCUCCUCCAGCUCGGCGCAGCCGUACCCAGACGACUCGGGCGCCCCCCAGGGCGUCCUGACGCAGUGCAAGGACCCGCAGGACCAUCCCCAUCUCUCGUACGGCUACCCAUCCGCCGAAACCUGGCCCGGCAGCAGCGCCACUGUCCCAUUCCAGAACAUUCCAUGCAAUGGAGCCAGCACACUUCCACACAGGGACCUUUUAGCGCCGUCGAAGGCUAUGCGCUCGUCCGAAGAACACAUGAAGGCAGAGGGCGUCCAGCCGCCGGCCCACGCGUUCGGCUCCCUGCAGCACCUCGGACAGUUCCCUCCGCUCAUGCCCGGCAAGCAGCCCGCGCCUGAUCCCGGAGGAGGAGGGGGCGGGCCCGGCCUGAGCAAGCCCCCCACCAUGUCCUACGCCAGCGCCCUCCGUGCCCCGCCCAAGCCCCGCCCCCUACCCGAGCAGGUUAAAAAGAACAGCGACCCCUUGUCCUUACUGCAGGAACUUAGAAUAGGCAGUUCAAACAAUACCAACGGAUAUUAUUCAUAUUUUAAAUGAGCGCAGCAUAAAUACCAGGCGAAAAAUAAAAUGUACAAAAAAAUAGAAAAUACUUCUCUGAAAAAAAGAUUAUAAAAAGAGCUUUUAGAAGUUGUUCUUAUUGAUAGAUUUUUUUUUUUGCUUUGUUUUUUUUUGUUUUUUUUUAAACCUUAUAUAUUAGUAAUGCUCAGUUCUUUUACAGUUUGACAUAUCUGUGAUUAAAAAAUAAGAAAAUAAAACAUAUAUAUUAAAAAAAUACAAAAAAUACAUAAAAUGUUGGGGGGAAAAAAAAAAGAUUUUAAAAACACGAGAUGUCUUGGUUGACCCCUUCGCUGCCUGUCUUCUGUUUCGUUUAAUGCCGUUCGUUUCAGAAAUGCUUCUCUUUUUUUUUUUAAUGCCGAGUUUUUCACCAUUACAGUUGUCUUUUUAUUAUAGGUGCAGCCGAGCGGUCAACCACAUACAUGGUGACUGUAUGAAACAUUGUAUAGAAGUAGUUAAAGCUUUUCUCUGACUGUACAUAUAAUGGAAAUAAACAGACCAGAUAUAUGCCAUGUGCUUAAUUUUCCUGUACCACGUUAAGCAUUGACUUUAGAUUUUCUGUUGUGUUUCUGUGACAGACUAUCUUGGAUUCCCCCCACUCCCCCCUCCCGCCACUGUUUGUUUUCCCCAGAUAAUAUCCAUUUGAAAGCUCCAUGACUUCAGCUGUAAAGAACCUGACGAGAUAAUCAUGCGUGAGGCAGAGACGAAACAAAACAAAAAACAAAAAACAAAAACAAAAACAAAAAACAAAAAACAAAAAAAUAGUGCAAUGCAAAACAAGCCAAAAAGAACACAAAUCAUGCAGGCCAGCCUGAAACACACCGGUUACCCCGCCCACCCCCUCCGAGCCCCCCCACCACAGCCCACCUUCCUUAUAAAAACCGUUUUCACGUCGGCUAGGUGGUGAAGCGUGGAGCUGACGGGUGGGAAAGGAACAGCCGGUAGCCCGAUGUCUGUCCCGAUCCGUGCGCACACGCCCUCCUGCUUUCUCUGAAAUCCUCACCUCAUCUCCAAAAAAAAAAACGGACAGCUGCCGUUAAAGAUCAGCUCUGUCCGUCUUUCACGGGAUUGGUGGAUUGGCCCCCAUAUAGCGCUGCGCGCGCCCUAUGAAGAUACGCACGCGUCAGGACUCCCCAAGCCUGUCUUCCUGAACAACGUGCACGUUUUUCCAGCGGCCCAAUCACGUGAGGCGUCAUUAGUACGCAGCGAUUCCUAACUGCCUGCCCACGUUGUUGCCGGAACCAGCCAGUAUCCCCUCUACUGAGGUCAGAUCUGUGCCGUUGUUCAGGAACUCAUCGUCUAUCGGUUUAAAAAAAUUUUUUUUAUUUUUUUUUUUACGUAGGCUGUCAACUGUCAAGUUACAUGGGGGGGAGAAACAGGCCUGGAGCAAGCGACACGUACACAUACGUUUGAAUAACCUCAGUCGCAUUUUUGAUUUGUAUUGAGAUGAAGGCUGGCGCGUUGCGGGGAGUUUGUAGAAGGUGCAGAGGUCAGGGUAGUGGGCUGAGUAAUGCGGAGUGUAGGUAAUGUACAGAGGGGGGAGGUUUGGGCAGAGCCUGCUCUUCCUGAGGGGGGGGCCUAUGGUAGUGGCCCCCGAGGGUCUCCUGGAUUACACUAGGUGAAGCGAAAGGGAAAAGUUUUGAAGUUGAAAGCAAUUCUGUCUUGAGUUUAUUCGCGAUCAUUUUUUGCUUUUAGAUUUUUUUUUUUUUCUUUUGGAAAAAUUUAACACAAAUUGUCACAUUGAAUAUGCGGAGCUCAGAAAUUAUGCACCGUGACUAGGCGGUGUUACCCUGUAGAAAGAUCUGAACUAGUAGAUGUUUCCAUUUUUAUCGCGAUUCUAAAGUUUUUUUAAAUUUUUUUUAAAUGAACUAAAAAUAAAAAUACCCUGAGCAGUUUUACAGAGGAAUUGUGCCUUGAACUGCAAGGCACCGCCGAUUAUUUCAUACCGGAAGAUUAAAGAAAUUAAAUAUUGGAACGCUAUUUUUUUUCGUCACAUUUCUAAGGUCUUUUCUGUUUGAAUUUUUAAAUGCCACGGUCCAUGUUUCUUUUUUGAACUUCAGGAUAAAUCCAUUGAGCGGGGCACAGCAUUUAAAUUUAUCUUUAAUUGCAUUCCAGGCAGCGGGGUUUUGUACGCAGUGUAGACGUAACGUUCGAACCGAGAACCGCUUUUACUUGAAGCUGAAGAUGGCUGUUGUCAUAGCUGCUGUCGUCGCUGUUCCUCACGUAAAGCUGUGUGGCCAGGGCGUGCAGUGUGUGCCUCUCCCAUCCCUUUAGAAGAGAAGUUCCAGUCUCCGGUUUUAUCACUGAAAUACCAUGUUCUCACGCUCUGGCUUGUUUUUGCACUGUUUUAAAAAAAAAAAAAAAAAAAAAAAAAGAGAAAAACAAAACCAAACCCACAUUUAGAAUAAAAUGGAAUUCACAUCAAACUUUCAAAUCGGUUCAACAUUUUUUUUUCUGUUUGUAAUACACCCUGCUUAUGCCUUCUGGUGCAGUUUGUUACUUUGUCAUUGUUUGUUUGGUUAUAUUGGGCAUGGCAGCCAAUAGUCACUUCUAACGUAUGAUGGGGUUUCAAAGAUGAAAAACGACAAAUUGUCUGGAAAAAAAAAAGGUGUAAGUUAUUUUUGAAGGAAAUAGUUUCUUGCAUAGGGUCGAAGAAUAACAAUCGAAGGAAAGAAACACGACUUUGUUCGUGUUUUCUGAUAUUUGGCUGUCAUUUAAUUUCUCAUUGUCUGGAUUUAAGAAGUUAUAUGCUUUUUAGUUAUUCACAAAAAUAUCUUUCUGUAAAUAGGCGUUUUUUUAGGUCUUUACAAACAAGAUGCCGAGGGGCGCCUCACUUUUCUAGAAGCUGUUUAAAAAGGAAGUGUGCCCUUUUUAAUUAUGCAAAUUAAAAAUAAAAUAAAAAACUAUAAAAAUUGACUAACGCAAAUGGUGUGUCGGCACUGGCAGUAUCUCUGAGGAAGAGAGAAGUUUUUAAGUCAUUUUUAUAAAAAUCCGGUGUCAGGCAGCUUUACGAAGAACAUUGUGUUGCAGGCAUAUAAUUCUCUUUGUUUUUGUUCAUGUAGAUCAUUUAUUUUUAAAGUACUGUUGCUGUUUUCUUUCCUUUUUUUUCUCCCUGUUUUUAGUUUUUUUUUUUUUGGUAAUAAAUCAUGAAUGGAGAACAUUAGUCUUUCAUAGGUGCUUUGUGAUUUCAAUGAUCAAUUUUGUGAAGAACGUACUUUUUCCUGUGCAUGUCAGAGUGGCCUGGCUAUUUUCUUUCACUUCUCCAAAAAAAAAAAAAAAAAAUAUACAAAGUUGUGCAGCAUUCAAAUUUCUGUUGUCUCCCUAAAAAAAAAAAAAAGUCAAAUUUUGGUAUAUUAUUUGAUGUGUACAAUAAAUUGUGACAUAAUGAAAAAGAAUGGUAAUAUUUUACUAACAUUCAUGUUUGUUGAAUAAUGCAAUAGUUAUGUACAUUUUUAAUUUCCUGUAAUUAUAUAUUGCUGGGCAAAAGCUGUUCCUCAGUUGACUUGCCAAUGCAGUGGCUUAAACAUUUAAUCUCUCAGCAAAAUUCAUUUCUCAAAGUGUAAAUCUUAUUUGCAUAUCGAACACGACCAGAUGUCUUACCUUCAUUGCUUACGUUUAUUCCUUAGUUUAAGACGCAUGCCGCUUGUUUCUGGAUACGUUGAUUCUGUCGUGCUGCAUCAGGUAUAGUCAAAGCACUUGACUAGUAUAGUUGAUACAUAGCUUUUUUUGGGGGGGGCGGGUGGGGGGGUGGGGGAAUCAGAUGCCUAUAAUUUUGGAUUUGAGCAUCUUCCUUUUCUUAUAGUUCCCCUUUACCUCUGGAGGCAGUGUGAUCGCUUCCGCCUGUUGCUAACUUGUGCAUUUCGUUCUGUGAAACACUGCAGUGCUCUCAUUUUGAAACCGAUUGGUUUGAAACGUGUGAAUACUGCAGGUCUCACAGGACCGUGUCAGUGCGUAUCAAGGUCUUAGGUGGGGCAGGCUCCUGUGCUUUCUUCCGGUUUUAGAGUACAGGAGCUUGCCCCCCUUCAGGCUGGAGUUUAAAUGUGGUUGUUGUGUACAGAGGCCAGUCCCAUGACUUCCUGUCCUUACCGCUGCACAUCUCAGCUCGUUUCCAUUAACACUUUGAAUGGCUGACCUUGUGAAGUAUCUAUGAAUGCCUCUGUAUGUGCAUUUAUAUGUGCGUGUUAGCAUAUGUUUGUCCGUGUGCGUGCGUGUGUGUGUACAUAUGUGUGUAUAUUUAUGCAGGUAUAUAUAAGCAUAUUAGCACUGCCUUAUCUGUGCAUCUGUAGUUUUAAAGUGCUGAUGUAGUUCAGCACUCAUAAUAGGGAAGGCUUGUUCUGGCGAGUUUGUCCACGUACUGCCGCGAUCAAAUGUAAAUGCACAAGUCCCAGGCACUCAAGCUGACCUGUCUGAAGCUCUGCGUUUGUGUUUGUUAUGAAUGAAUGAAUGACCACAGGAAUACCCAGCUAGCAUCAAACUGUUUGAGGUCAGGUUAUUUCCACACAGGAGAAGAGGGUAUGGCAUAUAAAACAGCGCCUCCUGUGGUUGGUUGGGGGGGCGGGGGUCACACGUAACUAUGCUAUUAAAUAUCCAUUACACCGGCUGCUUUUGUGCCGUGUCAUGAUACAAAAAAGAAAAAAAAGAGAAGGUGAACAUUGCUGAGAGAUUAUCCUUAUACUGUGUCUCUAGGUAAAUAAGUUUAAAUGUGGAUUCGGUGGUUGGAACGGUGAUUCAUCUGUACUGCAUGCGUGUCUUUAAGGAGUCAGCCAGUUAAGUUACCGUUAUUCUGGCGCGUGCUGAACCAUCACGGUCCGCACGCCGAUCGGUUGAUUCUUGCUCCUUAUUGGCUGGUCAGCCGGUGGGAGUGGCUUUUGCCCGGCCGUUUGGUAAAGAGCACUGUGUUCUGCCUUUAGUGACAUCACGUUCUCAUCCUCAGCUGUCUGCCAUUUAAUCUCUCCGGUCUUUCCCCCCUAAAUUUAAUGGCACCGUCAUUCCCACGCAGUGGUAAAAAUAAUAAUAAAUAUUUAUUUCUUUUUUUUGUUUGUUUGUUUUGUUUUGGGGUUUUUUUUUUUUUUUUUUGCUUUUAUUUGGUGAUGGUUAUUUUGAUGAUUUUAGGCUGUGAUUUAAAAAAAACAAACAAACAAAAGUUUAAUUUUGAUUUGCUAUUUUUUAUUUGUUUCUCUAUUAAAGUGUUUUUAUUGAAA